Molecule: messenger RNA, 6717 nt
Organism: Colletotrichum karsti
Lineage: Eukaryota; Fungi; Ascomycota; Sordariomycetes; Glomerellales; Glomerellaceae
Exons: 8
Coding region: 1-6717 (2238 amino acids)
Biological process (GO): transmembrane transport
Molecular function (GO): ATP-dependent chromatin remodeler activity; ATP binding; oligopeptide transmembrane transporter activity
Source: RefSeq, a predicted model, not a curated record
AUGGGUUUCAGCAAGUGGCGAGGCAAGGUGUCGGAACGGCCCAUCGUGGUCGAUGCCGUCGCAACUGGCAUUGACGGCGAGGUCAACCCCGACGCCGAGCUCAAGAAGUUCAAGAAGAUUCACAAGUGGGAUCCGUUCUUGGACAUCGACAAGCUCGACGAUGCCGACGAGGCUAUCGCGACUGGCGACUACGAGAAGGAGAAGGCCGUCGAGGCCGCCCUUCACGAGGACUCUCCCUACCCUGAGGUCCGGGCUUCGGUUCAACCUUUCGAUGACCCCGAUCUGCCCAUUAACACCAUCCGCGCCUGGACUAUUGGUGCCGUCAUGUGCACCAUCAUCGCGGCCUGCAACAUUCUGCUCGGUCUCCGUCGCUCUCCCAUCACCAUUACCGCAACCGUCGUCCAAUUGAUCUCCUACCCCAUGGGUGUCUACUGGGCCAAGGUCUUCCCCGACAAGACGUGGACCGUGUUCGGUCUUCAACUCCAGCUCAACCCCGGCCCGUUCAACGUCAAGGAACACACCAUCAUCACCAUGAUGACCGCCGCCGGUGCCACCGCCAGUUACGCCAUCGACAUUCUCCUCGCCCAGGAGCUGUUCUACGAGCAGUUCUUCGGCUGGGGCUUCCAGCUCCUGCUCAUCAUCUCGACCCAGGCCAUGGGUCUUGGAAUCGCCGGUAUCCUGCGCCGCUUCCUCGUCUGGCCCGCAGCGAUGGUGUGGCCCGCAACUCUGAUCACGACAACUGUCAUGCACUCUCUUCACGAUCACUCGUCGUCGGACCCAGCCCUUACCAACGGCUGGAGGAUAGGCCGCUACAAGUUCUUCCUCAUUGUGGCUGCCUGUACUUUCUUCUACGAGUGGAUCCCUGAAGUCAUUGCUCAGUUCCUCCAGAUCUUUACCUUCGUUUGCUGGAUUGCCCCCAACAACGUCGUCGUUAACCAGGUCUUUGGCGGCCAGACUGGUCUUGGUCUGAUCCCCAUCUCAUUCGACUGGAGUAUCAUUUCCGGAUACCUCUACUCUCCCCUCCAGACCCCCGCCUUUGCCAUUGCCAACGUUGGUGUCGGUAUCAUCAUCAUGAUGAUCGGCUGCAUCGGUCUUGCCUGGGGUGGUCCCGAUUUCUACCGCUACCUCCCUAUCAGCGCCAACUCCAACUUCGACCACUUCGCCACCUCCUACAACACCAGCCGCAUCCUGACUCCCGACUUCACCUUCAACGAGACUGCCUACAAGGAGUACUCCCCUCUCAUCCUUGGUCCCGCUUUCUCCCUGAGUUACGGCAUGGGCUUCGCCGGUCUCAUCUCGACCCUCACCCACGUCGCCCUGUUCUACGGCAGCGACAUCAUUGCCCGCACCCGCUCCGCCAAGAACCAGGAGGCCGACAUCCACCUGAAGCUCAUGCGCAAGUACAAGGAAGCUCCCGAGUGGUGGUUCUUCUCCAUGUUCGUCGUCAGCUUCGUCUUCGGCAUGGUUGCUUCUCAGGUCUGGAAGACUCACUUGACCUGGUGGGCGUACAUCCUCUGCAUUCUCAUCGGUGUCUUCUUCAUCCUUCCCGUCGGUAUCAUCCAGGCCGUCACCAACCAGCAGACCGGUCUCAACGUCGUCACCGAGAUGAUUGUCGGUUACAUGACCCCCGGACGCCCCGUCGCCAUGAUGUUGUUCAAGUCCUGGGGUUACAUGCUCUGCUACAACGGUCUGCAGUACGUGUCUGAUAUGAAGGUCGGCCACUACAUGAAGAUUCCGCCUCGCACCAUGUUUGCCGCCCAGUCUUUCGCCGUCGUCUGGUUGUCCCUCGUCCAGAUCGCCACCUACAACUUCCUCCGUGGCAACAUCGAAGGCAUUUGCACUAAGGAUCAGGCUCAGGGUAUUACGUGCCCUCAGGCUCGUACCUUCUAUAACGCCAGUGUCAUUUGGGGUGUCAUCGGUCCGAAGCGCAUGUUCGGAGCUGGCCAGCUCUACUCGUGGGUCAACUGGUUCUGGCUCAUCGGCUUCAUCUGCCCUGUUGCCCAGUACUUCCUCGCUCGCCGUUACCCCCGCAGCUUCCUCCGCUACGUCUUCUUCCCUGCCAUCUUCGGUGCCGCUGGUAUGAUCCCUCCCGCCACCACCUGGUGGCUCGGUCAGUGGGUUAUUGUCGGUCUCAUCUUCAACUGGUGGGUUCGCAAGCGUUUCUUCGGCUGGUGGACUCGCUACAACUACGUCCUUUCCGGAGCUCUCGACAUUGGCACCGCGCUUUGCAUCGUCAUCUCUGGCCUUGCACUGGGUCUUUCAAACACAGAAUUCCCUUCUUGGUGGGGUAAUACUGUGUUUGCGAACAACUUGGACAACGAUGGCGCCGUCACGAAGCGGUUCUCCAGAAUGGCUCCAGGAAGGAACGGCCGUGUUGCUCAGAUGAGGGAAAAUGCUCCUCUACCCUCCGAUUUGUCGGCCAGUGGGGAGGAUUCAGACAACACCACCGAGGAAAUUGCAAGACCGAAAAAGCGCCAGAGAAGGAAUCCGGCCCCUGGCACUUUCGAUACCGAGGCUUCAGAGUGGCCCAGCACGGCUCUCGUCAUCGACCCUCACGACGACCGAGUUACGUCGGGAGAGUACCCUUCAUGGAGCCGGCCCCUUGGAGAGUUGCCUUUGCCUCCUCAACCUCCUGCCGGGGACCGUCUUAUGAAUGAAAGCCAACAAGCGGUUUGGGACGCGAAGGACAUGAAAGCCUCUGAGUGGCACUUGGGUCGACCGAUUCCACGCUCCAUCGGACGCCGAUACUUUGUGUCUCGCCACAAGUUCAAGCGAAUUGAAUACAAACCUUCUGGGGCGAAACUUGGCUCAAGGCGAUCAGAGCUUAUCAAGCAGCACGCUAAAGACAAGAAGGAGUCCAAAGUCGCCUUGCUCGGGGUGAACAUCUUGGUGGAUGCAAAGUCGAUGGAGCAAUUCUGGGGUAAUCUGCUCAUUCCUUAUCUUGGGUUCCCGGGUCAGAAUGAACUUUUCACCUUCCUGGACGUCGAUGUGGCUGCCGUUCUACAAGUCUUCACUGAGUUUUGGCUCACGAAGUCCGGACAACUCAAAACUGGCGUCCAGAAAACAAAGGCUAUGGGCAAGAAGAAGAACCCGGCUAAAUCCGAAGAGGCCGCUGCUGAUUCCGACGCCGGGACUCCAGAGCCAUCGACUACAGCAUCCGAAAAGGUAACUGCAAAGAGAAUGCCAUCCAGAGACAAAAUCUGCAAGUUCAUUGCUUCCCUCAGCGACGCAAAGAUGGAUUAUCUCCGGGUUCUGCUCAAGAAGAACUAUCCAGAUUUCGUUCUCAACAGAUGGGGCAAGAUCAUUCCUGCAGAAGACCUAGCGAGGACGCCAUUCGCAGAUCUAAUGCUGCAUUUUCCCGACGUUUUCCGCGAGCACAUCAACCACAACAUCGACGGCAUCACAAAAGACCCGAAACUUUUCGUCUGGGGCCAUUCGCAUGAGGAUUGGAACAGAGCUCGCAUGACAAUUGUGAAUCUGCUCCACCGAAGAAAGUCAGAGUUCCAGACGUGGGCUACCCGCUCCUUUGCGUCAUCAGCCAGCGAUCAAAUUGAGUGGGCGGGCUUAUUUACUCCUGAAGACGCCGUGGCUGCCGGAAAGGAGCAGGAGCUCAGCCGUGCCCAGGACUUCAGCCGUGCCCAGAAGAUCGGCCUUGCCGCCAUGGAAUUCGAAGAGUUGCUUCAGAGAAGCAGCACGUAUGACCCGAGUAUUGAAACUCUGGACCCCGAUGAAUGGGCUGAAGAGGAAAAGCAUCGUCGUUUCCGCGACCAACUUGAAUCCUCUGGCAUGAAGGAAGUCUUGAAACUUUACGACACCCUGUACGAGGAGGGUCUGUCUGACACUGAGUGCAAGACGCUUCGAAAUGCCAUCAACACGGAGAAGAUGCACAAGGUGUAUGCGAAGUCCCAGAACACGUCGAAGAGGGCUGACGCUGUUGAUGGGACUGCCUACCCGGAUCUUUCCGAGCAAGAGAUCAUCCAGCUAGAGAAACUCUGCGAGGAGCGAUCUUUUGUUCAGGUUGAUGAGCCCCUCGACACCCAGCUUCUAGACUCCAUCAGACAACGUCAGAUGAUGAAGUCUGUUGCAACCAGCGAAGGGAGUUGCAACAUUCAGCUUCAGAAUGUUGACUUCGCGGCCGCAGAUUCCUUGGGCGCAUUCUUGGAGUUUGACGAUUCCGAGGACAACGAGCUGGAGUGCUUGAGAAUCUCCCGCUUGCUGAUGGGAGGGGCCACGCCCCCUGACGAGGAUCUUGUCGGUAUCAGCAAAAGGGUUGAGUGCAUGGAAGGCAACACGUGGGAAAACUUCUACAUCCACAGCGAAAAGCGAAAUGUCAAGCUCGCGCCUCACCAGCAGUGUGAUAUGAACUGGGCAACCCACAUGAUGCUCGAAUACCCUACUCACAGCUGCAUCAUUGCCAACGAGUGCGGAACCGGGAAAACGUACACUUGUCUCUUCAGCAUCGUUGAGACGAUUGAGCGUUACAUCAGCAUGAAUGCUGGUAAACCGGAUGCGAACUAUUACCCGAGCUUUUGGAACUGUCCCGCUGCCACCCUGGACCAGACUUACCGAGACAUGGACUUCUACUUCAGCGACAGGGUGAAAAUUCAUGUUUUCUAUCAGACGCCGGAUUCCGCGCCCUCUCAUCGCCGACGCGACACCAUCGCUGGAACUGAAGAGUUUAUAAGUCUCACGCGGAAGUGGAAAGACGGCGUUAAGAAUCCCAAGACGUGCCGAAACCUGGUCAUCACUUCCUACUCGACGUCGAGUAUCAGGUUGAAGAGGGCGGCCACAACAAUUCGCCCGUCGGCGAGUGGUGAAGAGAUCCUCGGUGAGGACGAUGAGGAAGACCUGAGCCCGGAAGCGGAGGCCGACAUGGAGCAGGAGAUUGCUGCCAGCACCGCGGAGACGGACCGAACAAAGACGAAGUUCACCAACCCUUGCGCCUGCGAGUGGCUGAUUGGCGCCUUUGACGAGGGGCACGCAAUGAGGAAUCCGGCCUCAUUGACAUUCCAGAUCGUGGAAGAGAUGAAGUUCAAGUUCAAGCUUAUCGCCACAGCGACACCCAUCACCUCCGGUGUUGAAGACAUGACCGGCUACUUGCGUCAUUUUUGGAACAAGGCAUUCGACUGUAUGUGCUUUGAUCUAGUUCAUUCUCCGAUUCUCAGCACUAUCUACUCCGAUCAGUACGUGGAGGCGUUUAAGAAGAAAGAUCACGACACUAUGAAGAGACUUGGGGUGCCCUUGGAUGCUCUCAUGGGCCACUCAGAGGUUCACAUUGCUCUGCAAUCCCUGAUUGAUGGCAACAGUGCUCCCGUCAGCGCGGAAGAUAGAAAGGCACGAGAUGAAUACCGCGACGCUCUCAAGGCGGGCAUCCCUGUCUACCUGCUUCAUCCGGACAAUUUUGAGGCCCUUGGAGUCCAAAUGAACUGGUCGGCUGCUUCCACCUCCCAUGCAUUCAAGCAUGUACUGAAAGAAUGCCAAAUCCGCCGUGGCAUGCUUAGCGAGAUGACUUUGCCGAAUGGAAAGGUGACUUCACCCGGACAGGAUAUGCCGGCGAUUGAGGUUCGAACCGUCGAAGUUGCUAUGGACCCAGCUGUGAGCAAAGGAGUCAUGGCUGAGGUGGCUGAGAUGGCUGAGUUGGCUGAGAUUGACGUCCAUGGACGCAGCUUGAUCAUCUCCGGGCCUUCGGAGAUUACACCACCUGAAGAGGGCGCUGGCGUUGUUGACGAUGGAAAGAAGCCCGUAGUCAAUCGCGCUGCCCUGCGGAACGCCAGUCUACUAGGAACCGACGCAAGGUCCUCUCGACUCAUCGAUCCGAAUAACCGCCUUGGACAGGCUGUACGAGGCGAAGAGAUCAAUCGAGCUUUUGCGAAGGACCGAAGCAACGGAUUACAGUGGUAUUUUUUUCUGACCAGGACUGAUCCAUCUUUCGGGUGCCCAACCGACCCUCUUUCUCUCAUUCGGUAUGCGAUCUUCCACUCUCCAAAGAUCGCCUAUGCUCUCAAUCAUGCCCUGAAGCUCAAGGCGAGAGGCAAGAGAUGCCUGGUUUACGUGAACAAUCCUCUUACCGGACCAAAGGUCAAUGCCAUCUUCAAGAUGGCAGGUCUCAAGGUUUCUUAUCUGCGAUCAGCAAUGAACCAGCAAGAGCGCGACAAGGCGAUUCUCGAUUUCAACACCCCUGGCUCCGAAGUCGACGUUAUGGUCACCUCACUCCUGCUGAGUGCCUUCGGCGCAAAUUAUCAUAAGGCGUGCCAUCACGGAAUAGUCAUUGAGAACGGGCCUAACCAGGCUACACUGACCCAGGCCUUGGGUCGACUUUGGCGUCUCGGUCAAACGCAGAGAGUGGAAUGGAUAAUUCUCCAAUGCCAGAACACCUUCGAUGCUUGGAUCGAAACAAAGAAUCUGCAACGCACCAUCGGAAGCAUUGAAGCCGAGGCUGAGAUGGACAGUCGGAUUACGGGAAAACUCAGAACCGUCUGCGCGUACGAGCUUGCGAGAAUGUCAAUCGGCGCUGCGUACUCAUACUAUCCUCGCCUAUUUCACGGAUGGCAGGACUACAGCAAGUCUGCAGUCCGUGAAGAGGGUCUUCUGUACAGCCAAGUCGCCCAGUAUGCGAUCUUACACCCCGAGGAGGCUCACAACAUUGCUGCCAGGUUGGUGGCAGGAGAUGGCGACAUCAUCCCUGAGGUGAUCAAUUCUACGGCCCCUCAAACCUAA